AUGCCUCAUUCGACUCGAGGGCCAUCGCCUGGUCGAAUUGCUCAAACGACCUUCAAAUUUCCUAGUGACACAAAGGCCAGCUCGCGCACAUCCAUGGAGAAAUUUCCAGACCUCGAUACUUCUGAUACUGUUGACCAAUAUGAUGGACAAUCAUUCUACAACUCACGAAAACCCAAUGGAUAUCCCACUGGGCCUCCUGCGGAUCGUUGGCAGCCACAAAGAAAUGGUGGAAUGAGAGGGGAGUCUUGGACAAAUGGAGAAUCGAGUAACGGGAGAGGACAUGGACAACAGAAGAGUAUAAGCGAUGCAUUUAAGACUAUCAAGGCGAGGAAAGGUAGUAUGAGUGCCAAUGUACAUGAGAUUUCAGAUGCCCUGAAGGCUCCAGUCUCUCCAAAGUUAACUGUCUUAUGUGUAGUAUGGUAUCUCUCAAGCGCCCUAACGAACACAUCCUCAAAAUCCAUCUUGAAUGCAUUCCCGAAACCUGCGACUCUUACUCUCAUACAAUUUGCAUUUGUCGCAUUCUAUUGUCUUUUCUUCUCUUGGCUUUCAUCUACCUUCCCACAGCUCAAAAAUACAAUUCCGGCUCUGCGACAUGGAAUUCGAUAUCCAACAAAAGAAGUUAUCAUGACUACGCUACCUCUCGCGGCCUUCCAAAUCGGUGGUCAUCUUCUAUCUUCCACGGCAACAGCCAAAAUUCCGGUUUCCCUGGUCCACACCAUUAAAGGGCUUUCCCCCCUAUUCACAGUGGUCGCAUACCGACUUAUAUACAAUAUUCGUUACCCUGUAGCAACAUACCUUUCCCUCAUCCCACUCACGCUCGGCGUAAUGCUCGCAUGUUCUGCAGAAUUCAGGGGAAACAUAUUUGGUAUUAUUUAUGCCUUCCUCGCAGCCAUAAUAUUCGUCACUCAAAACAUAUUUUCCAAACGACUCUUUAAUGAAGCUGCAAUUGCAGAAGCGGCAGGUCAGCCACGUACCAAUAAACUCGACAAACUUAAUCUUCUCUGCUAUUCAUCUGGUCUCGCUUUCCUCGUUACAUCACCUAUCUGGUUAUGGUCAGAAGGUUUCACUCUCCUCGGGGAUUUCUUCCACGACGGAUCUCUUGACCUAAGCUCCCACCCCGAAGCCUUCGACCACGGACGUCUAGCCCUCGAAUUUGUCUUCAACGGAACUUUCCACUUCGGCCAAAACAUCAUUGCCUUUGUCCUCCUUAGCAUGGUAUCCCCUGUCACCUACUCCGUUGCCUCUCUCAUAAAACGUGUCUUCGUCGUUGUAAUCGCCAUCAUCUGGUUCCAAAAUCCCACGACCAAAAUUCAAGGUCUAGGAAUCACCCUCACAUUCUUCGGUCUUUACCUUUACGACCGCACUAAGGGCUCCAACAAAGCAGACCGCAAAGCCAAAAUGCUGAACACAAAAGAAGAUACCAUCCUCCCUUUGAGCACAACAUCCAACCUGCUCAACCCAGGAACCCAAGGCCAAGUCCUCUUCGACUCCCCAAUCCAAGCCCGAGGCGGUGGCUACGCUUUAUCGUCUAGUAAUUCGGAUAAUAAAAGAUCAGACAAUAAUUCAUUCGAUAAAAUGGGGAGAUUGAGGGGCAGUAGUAAUGCUUCUUGGUUACCGCCUGGGACCCGGCAGGAAGAUACUUGGAAACCAAGGGAGAUAAUUGCGAGUGGGCCGGGGGUAAACGGGAAUGGGAAUGGCAUUUCUGUUAACUAG
Molecule: messenger RNA, 1713 nt
Organism: Sclerotinia borealis F-4128
Lineage: Eukaryota; Fungi; Ascomycota; Leotiomycetes; Helotiales; Sclerotiniaceae
Source: the annotation of a GenBank genome assembly